This is a messenger RNA of Loa loa (African eye worm), 432 nucleotides long. RefSeq lists its product as hypothetical. The record is from RefSeq and is a predicted model, not a curated record. The coding region runs from base 1 to 432 and encodes 143 amino acids. The transcript is spliced from 5 exons. NCBI's taxonomy places the organism in Eukaryota, Metazoa, Nematoda, Chromadorea, Rhabditida, Onchocercidae.
AUGUCCGUGGAUGAGAGUCGCAGCUCGACCCCAUUGGUUUCCACUAGCGAAUCAUCUUCACCAGCGGCGUCAUCCUCACUACCCGACAGUCAAGGAGCCUAUUUUAAUGGAUAUCAAAGCAGUGUUGGCGAGAAUGCUAGGGUGGAAAGUCCAUCGCAUGUUGUUAGUUUGCCGAACAACAUUUAUAUGCAUCGUAUACAAUCCGCUUCUCCUGCAGACGACCAUCAAUUCAUUAGAAGACCUCUGAACGCUUAUAUGAUAUUCACGAAACAAGAACGAAAGAAGUUGCUGGCUUUGAAUCCAAAUAUGAAAAUGCAUGAAGCAAGCAGAAUUAUGGGCGAAAAGUGGAAAAACAUGAGUGAAAAGGAAAAACGGCAAUAUUUUGAAGCAUCCAAACAGAAUCGAUUUUACAUUCGGGCAUUAGAGGAAUAG